UCUCUCUGCCCGCAAACAGCUGUGAGCGAAACAGUGUGCAGGAGGGCUCUUCAGAAACAUACACACGAACGGGACAAAAUGGGAGUAGAGAUCGAGACCAUAACCCCCGGCGAUGGGAGGACCUUUCCCAAAAAAGGACAGACAUGUGUGGUGCAUUAUGUUGGCUCUCUGACAGAUGGACGAAAGUUUGACUCUUCCCGUGACCGUGAAAAGCCAUUUAAGUUCAAGAUUGGUAAACAGGAAGUGAUCCGUGGCUGGGAGGAAGGUAUUGUGCAGAUGAGUGUGGGCCAACGCGCAAAGCUGACCUGUUCACCUGAUUUUGCCUACGGUAAUAAAGGCCAUCCUGGGAUUAUUCCCCCAAAUGCCACCCUCAUCUUCGAUGUGGAGCUUCUCAGUUUGGAGUGAUUUAAUGCUAUUCACUGCCUUUUGUUCAUUUUUCAUUAUUUUAUAAAUGUUUCAAGUGUCAAAAUGUUAGGGUUACACUUUAUAUUGUUACACUGUAAUUAUACAUUUAAGUACUGAGUAAUAUUAAGAAACUACAUAGGGUUAGGAUUAGGGUUGGGUUUGGUUUAUGGAUAGUUGCA
Molecule: messenger RNA, 584 nt
Organism: Rhinichthys klamathensis goyatoka
Lineage: Eukaryota; Metazoa; Chordata; Actinopteri; Cypriniformes; Leuciscidae
Gene: fkbp1ab
Product: FKBP prolyl isomerase 1Ab
Exons: 4
Coding region: 79-405 (108 amino acids)
Molecular function (GO): peptidyl-prolyl cis-trans isomerase activity
Source: RefSeq, a predicted model, not a curated record